This is a messenger RNA of Ctenopharyngodon idella (grass carp), 5889 nucleotides long. Its product is annotated as cAMP-specific 3',5'-cyclic phosphodiesterase 4D-like. Bases 335 to 2689 code for a protein of 784 amino acids. Gene Ontology annotation, cellular component: cytosol; perinuclear region of cytoplasm; nucleus. Gene Ontology annotation, biological process: signal transduction. NCBI's taxonomy places the organism in Eukaryota, Metazoa, Chordata, Actinopteri, Cypriniformes, Xenocyprididae. The transcript has 16 exons. The record is from RefSeq and is a predicted model, not a curated record. Gene Ontology annotation, molecular function: 3',5'-cyclic-AMP phosphodiesterase activity.
AUUUGGGAAGCAAUUUAACGGGGCAGGCGGAGUUUUAUGUUAUUGUGGACAUUAUGAUAGAAGCGAGCUGCGAUGUCUAUAGACGAUUAACUAUUGGACGGAAUGGACCAAGUCAGUAUAGUGUACAUCAAAAAUGACUUUUCUGUUUAUAUGCAUUUGCAGAUUUCACGUAUAAUGUUGCUUUCAUGGAAACAGCACUAAUAAUGUACUUUAUACUACGCUUUCUUAUGGAUGUUAUCAAAGUUUUGGACAAUUCGCACCAAAGCUAGUUGCAAUAAUUGCCUCACAAAAUACAUUCUUUUGACGAAUUUUAGCGAGUGGAUACACUGCAAGAAUGGACGCGGGAAGCGAUGUAUCAACUUUGGUUUCUUCCGGUACUGAUAAUGCCCCAAAACAUCUUUGGAGGCAACAGAACCCGGUUCCUCUUCAAAUCCAAAACUCUCUCGGCUCGCGCAAGAACUUCCGAGUGAGACAGAGAGGGUUUUCCGACACGGAAAAGUACCUGAAUCCCAGAAACAUGGACCGGACAUAUGCCGUGGACACCGGUAACCGUCCCGGUUUGAAAAAAUCCAGAAUGUCAUGGCCAUCAUCCUUUCAAGGACUUAAACGCUUUGAUGUGGACAAUGGCACAUCAUCAGGACGUAGUCCGCUGGAUCCCAUGGCCAGCCCGGGGUCAGGUCUCAUCCUCCAGGCCAACUUUGUGCACAGCCAGAGGAGAGAGUCCUUCCUGUACCGCUCUGACAGUGACUAUGACCUCUCACCAAAGUCUAUGUCCAGAAACUCCUCCAUCGCCAGUGACAUACAUGGGGAUGACAUGAUUGUUACCCCUUUUGCACAGGUUCUGGCGAGUUUAAGGACUGUCCGGAAUAAUUUUGCUGCUUUAACAAAUGUACAACAGGAAAGGGCCAGUAACAAAUCCCCCAUUGGCACCCCAGCCCUAUCUGACUCCUUGCCUCCUUCUCUUCCUCCAGAGGAGGCCUACCAGAAGCUGGCCACAGAGACCCUGGAGGAGCUGGACUGGUGCCUCGACCAGCUUGAGACCCUACAGACCAGGCAUUCGGUCAGCGAGAUGGCAUCCAACAAGUUCAAGAGGAUGUUGAACAGAGAACUGACUCACCUCUCAGAGAUGAGCCGAUCUGGUAACCAGGUAUCUGAGUUCAUCUCCAGUACAUUCUUAGACAAGCAACACGAGGUGGAAAUGCCAUCACCCCAGUCCCAAAAAGACAAGGAGAAGAAGAAAAGGCCGAUGUCCCAGAUUAGCGGCGUAAAAAAACUAACGCACAGUUCCAGCCUUACCAACUGUAACAUCCCCCGGUUUGGGGUCAAAACUGAAACAGAAGAUGAGCUGGCCAAGGAGCUUGAAGAUGUAAAUAAAUGGGGCCUUAAUGUCUUCAAAGUGUCAGAAUUUUCUGGGAACAGACCUUUAACGGUUAUGAUGCACACAAUAUUCCAGGAGAGGGACUUGUUAAAGACAUUUAAAAUUCCCCUCGACACGUUUAUCACCUAUUUGAUGACUUUAGAGGACCAUUACCAUGCUGACGUUGCCUAUCACAACAACAUCCACGCUGCUGAUGUCACACAGUCCACUCACGUCCUGCUAUCAACCCCUGCCCUUGAGGCUGUGUUUACAGACCUUGAAAUUCUUGCUGCCAUAUUUGCCAGUGCGAUACAUGAUGUCGAUCAUCCUGGCGUCUCCAACCAGUUCCUCAUUAACACUAACUCUGAGCUGGCCCUCAUGUAUAAUGAUUCGUCUGUGUUGGAGAAUCAUCACCUGGCUGUAGGUUUUAAACUGCUGCAGGAAGAGAACUGUGACAUCUUCCAGAACCUGAACAAGAAACAGAGACAGUCACUCCGCAAGAUGGUCAUUGACAUUGUUUUGGCCACAGACAUGUCUAAGCACAUGAAUUUGUUGGCGGAUCUGAAAACCAUGGUGGAAACCAAAAAGGUGACCAGUUCAGGGGUAUUACUGCUGGACAACUACUCCGACAGGAUACAGGUCUUGCAGAACAUGGUGCACUGUGCAGACCUCAGUAACCCCACCAAGCCACUGCAGCUGUACAGGCAGUGGACGGACCGCAUCAUGGAAGAGUUCUUCAGCCAGGGCGACAGAGAGCGGGAGCGAGGCAUGGAGAUCAGUCCCAUGUGCGACAAGCACAACGCUUCAGUCGAGAAGUCACAGGUGGGCUUCAUCGAUUACAUUGUGCACCCACUGUGGGAGACAUGGGCCGACCUCGUGCAUCCAGAUGCCCAAGACAUCCUGGACACGCUGGAGGACAACAGAGAGUGGUACCAGAGCACCAUCCCCCAGAGCCCCUCUCCAGCACUGGACACCAACAGCGAGGGCAGACGCGCCACCGGCCAGGAGAAGUUCCAGUUUGAACUGACUCUGGAGGAGGACGGAGAAUCCGACACAGAGAAGGACAGCGGCAGCCCUCCUGAUGAAGAGGAGGAGGAGGAGGAGGAGGAGGAGGAGGAGGAGGAAGAGGAGGAAAACAGCUGCAGUGACUCCAAAACCCUUUGCACACAGGACUCCGAAUGUACAGAGAUCCCCCUGGACGAGCAAGUGGGGGACGGACAGGAGGAUGAGGAGGACGAGGAGGACGAAAACGAGGAGGAACAGGAAUUAUCAGAACCCUGUGUUUUAGAGGAGGAGGAGGAGGAGGAAGACGACAACACUGCCAACACAUAACACAGUAUGAAACGGCACCUGAACUUUUUUAUAUUAGAGAUGAGAAACACUUAUUUAUGGUUAAGAUAUUACUUUUUUCAUUGUCUAUUUUGCAUACGUCAUUCAGAAGUGCUUUUUAAUGUCCGCCUUUAACAUGUUUUUCUUUUUCAUUCCUCACUCUUUUUUUGAGUUUCAACCAUUGUUACACUCAGGAAUAUCUUUUCCACUCCCACCUGUCAGUCAUACAAACAAAUGAAACAAAUGAAAGGUUAAAAAGCUUGUCUUUUAUUCCCGGUUUCGAGGUACUUUUUUUUUUUUUUUGAAUGAAGCAGUAUUUUAGAAACAUUAAACUUAGAAAGCAGCUGUUUUUUCACCAACAAGAAACUAUUUUUUCCUGCAAUUCGAAGCAUUUUAGCAGACAAACACUUUAGGAGUGAAUACUUCAUGCUUUGAACUUCACGUCUUCCUGAUGCCUUGAAUGUGUUAUUGAUCUGGAUUUAGUUGUCUGUUGUGUUUGUGUAUCAAGGAUUAUUUGAAGUGAAUGGACAUGGUACCUAAGUGAAAAAACAAACAUGUGAGACUAUUUUCACACUGAAAAUGCACAUUUUCAUUUAAAUUACCAUAUUUGGGGGUAAAUAUGCAAAUGUGGUAAAAAUGUGGCACAUCUCUUUUUUUUUUUUUUUUUGGACCUUUAUUUGUUGCACCCAAUCUAGAUCUGAAAAUAAUUGAUUUAAAUGGAUAGUUCACCCAAAAAGUGAUCAUUUUAUAAUUUACUCCCCUCAAGUUGUUCCAAACCUGUAUGAAUUUCUUUGUUCUGCUGAACACAAAAGAAGAUAUUUGGAAGAAUGUUUGUAACCAAUCAGAUCUCGCCCCCCAUUGACUACCAUAGUAGGAAAGAAAAAUACAAUGGUAGUCAAUGGGGGGUGAGAUCUACUUGGUUACAAACAUUCUUCCAAAUAUCUUCUUUUGUGUUCAGCAGAACAAAAAAAUUAAUACAGGUUUGGAACAACUUAAGGGUGAGUAAAUGAUGACAGAAUUUUCAUUUUUGGGUGAACUAUCCCUUUAAAUGAAUACAUAAGUUCAAACAUGUCUCCACAGUUUGAUAAUACAUGGCCAUAUUUCAAAAUUGUAUUCCCCCAAGAACAAAAUCUCAUGAUUUUGUUAUAAAACAAUAGCUUGAAUAAGCCUUAAAUAUUUUUGGUGCCUACCAAAAAUGUACAAAAACAUGCUAGUAAUGGUGUAAAAUUAUUUCUGGGUAUCAAUUUAUGCAUUAACAAUAAGAUUUUAUAUUGUAAUUAAAUAAUAAUGCUGUUAAUAAUAAUAAUAAUAAUAUUCCAGGGCAUCAGUUCAUACAUAAGAAUAAAUUAUUAUUAUUAUAAUUAAAUAAUAAUGCUAUUAAUAAGAACAAUAAUAUUAAUAAGAAGAAGAAGAAGAAUCAUUAUUAUUAUUAUUGUUAAUAAUAGCAUUAUUAUUUAAUAAUAAUAAUAAUUUAUUCUUAUGUAUAAACUGAUGUCCAGGAUGAUGAUGAUGAUGAUGAUGAUUAUUAUUAUUGGCAUGCUCAAGAAAUGUUUCGCAGCUGUUUGGUGCCAUGUCUCAUUAAUGAUGAAGCUCAAUUUACUGGUUUCUGUUGUCACAUGAUCACAGGACAAUCAGCUGGCUUCAGUGCAAAGCCUCAUUGUGAGAGUGAAUCUAGUUGCACUGUACUUUUUCAUGUCGUUGUGUGUGUGUGUGUGUGUGUGUGUGUGUGUGUGUGUGUGUGUGUGUGUGUUCAUUGUAUUUUUGUUUUUUUAUUGAUUGUAUUUAUUUUAUUUUUGACAUCGCCAAACAUUUCCAGUGGUAAUGAUUUUAACUGCUGCUUUACUCAUCUCUUGUCAAGUGUCCUACUGUACAAACAUCCUCUUCUUUUUGUUCUUUUUAUGCUAGUAAUAUUUAUUAAUGCUCUUUGAUGUGCUUGUAGCAUAUUAAAGCAUUUUAAUCAAACUGUAGCAUCAGCAAGGCAGGCUUAUCAGUCAGUUUUCCUAAAUAUAUCAUUUUAAUUAUACAUAUGCAGUAAAUAUACCUAAUCAAAUGUGUUAUGUAUGAUAUUGAAGCCUUUUGAAACUACCCCUUUUUCAUUGAUUUAUUUAAGACUCAUUCUGUUGCCAAGAUGAUGUUGUUUUUUUUAAAUUAGUAGUUCAUAUUUUUUUAAUUGUCUCCAUUCACUACAUUGUUUCUCAUUUCUCUCUGUUUACAUACAUGUAUUUAUUGUGCUGUACAGUACAUAUUGUUGCUCUUAUCAUGUUGUUGUAAAUGAUUAUAUCAUCCCUUUUGGUGAUGGUGUUGUAUUAUGGAACUCUUACUGAGAGAAUGUUUGUUAUUCUUAGUAUGUAAUGAUCCCAUUGAUAUGUGUCUCUAGAGAGAUUGCGUAGAGAAAGGGGAAAGCCAAAUUAUAGUCAUUACUGUGUUUAUUUUUCAUUCUUUCUUUUUUAAAGAAAGUGGUUCCGUGGCCUGAGGGUUGUGCCUUACAGAUAGCUCUUUAGUUUUUAUCCUCUUGCUGCACUAAAGAAACUACUGGCUGGAAACUGACCUAGAUGUGUUUGUCGUGUUCCUCCUGUUUAUGUGGCAUAAAUGCUCCAAGGAAAGAAAGAAAAAAAUAGACAAAAGUUGUCAGACCUCAUUGGACAGGGUAAAAGCAGGCCAGUGUGGUGGGUUUGGAUUUGCGACCAACUGUAAGUCCAUCAUAUUUUCGUCUAUGCUGUGUUCAUCUGAUUGAAACAUUCAAAAACAUUUGCGUUUCAUGCAAUAUGAGAGAGAACAUCUUUCUGUUGGGGGACAACAGGGCAUUUUGAUUUCCAGAUCCAGAGAGGGGUUAGAGCAUCCUUCACAAAAAACCCUAAAAGCUCAAUUUGGGACUCAUUUUGACACAUAUACUGUAGAUUCUUUAUGACCCUAAAUGGAUGAAAUCAGUGUGUCCUUCUCGUCUCUUUUUAAAUCAUGAGAGAAAUACACAAACAAAAUUUGACAUGAUAUUUAGGGAUUUAACUUUUUUUUUUUUUCCAAUGUGAAUUGAAUGAGAAAAUUGUCUGGAGGUUUCACAAGACUGUGUAGUUGUUUAUUGGACUCCUUGUUUAUCGCAGUCUAUUGGAUAGAACUGUAGAAAUCAAAUUUACGUACGAAAACUGGUAAAAUCCAAUAAAAAAUGUUUUUUAUAUGCACCAAAAUAAAAGCAUGGGUUGACUCUA